AUGAAUGACAUGGCACUCCCCAAGGCAGUCAAUCUAUUCGUUACUGCGAGUUGGUUUGAUACCCAUAUGGGUAUGACAGGGAACAAUGGCCCAAUCGGUGUUCACAAGGUGUCUGGCGAACUGGCACUCCACAAUGUCACCUUUACGUACCCAUCACGUCCUACUAUCCCUGGCCUCUCCAACGUCUCAUCUUCCUCCCUGCAAACGAAAUCACGUUCCGUUAUCGGCUCGUCCGCUUCCGUCAAAUCCACCGUCGCUCAGCUCAUUAAGUGGGUUACAUCACCAUCGACGAGCACGACGUCCAGUUCCUCGAUGACAAGCCCACGUUACAGGGGUGCUCGGUUCUGA
This is a messenger RNA of Laccaria bicolor S238N-H82, 348 nucleotides long. RefSeq lists its product as uncharacterized. The coding region runs from base 1 to 348 and encodes 115 amino acids. NCBI's taxonomy places the organism in Eukaryota, Fungi, Basidiomycota, Agaricomycetes, Agaricales, Hydnangiaceae. The transcript is spliced from 2 exons. The record is from RefSeq and is a predicted model, not a curated record.